This is a messenger RNA of Tilletiopsis washingtonensis, 527 nucleotides long. RefSeq lists its product as hypothetical. The coding region runs from base 1 to 498 and encodes 165 amino acids. The record is from RefSeq and is a predicted model, not a curated record. NCBI's taxonomy places the organism in Eukaryota, Fungi, Basidiomycota, Exobasidiomycetes, Entylomatales. The transcript is spliced from 5 exons.
AUGCCGGCCUCGCCGCAGUUCCCGGUGCUCGACACCGACCCGCACUUCCGCCGCGUCGUCUCGUACAUGCGCCCCAGCGAUCACCUCGUCUGGGCCGGCGCCGCGGGCGCGUUCCCCGGCGCCAUCUACGCCAUGGAGAUGUUCGACCCCACGCGCCCGGCGCGCGGCUCGCGCAGCGUCCUGCGCCUCGCCACACUGCUCGGUGUCGGCGGUGGCUUCCUGCUGGCGUACCAGCGCAGCAGCUUCCGCCUGUGGGGCUUCACUGAGAAUGCGCCGGAGGCAGCACGCGCAGAGGAGGAGGGCGCCUCGGCCGCGGGCCUGGACCCGUCCAAGUCCGGCCUGGACCCGUACCUGCGCGGCGUGGCGCACCGGAACUCGGCAUGGAGCCAGCUGAAGUUCAGCGUGCUGCCGUGGUUCAACGUCGUCAACCACGAGCACCACGGCGAGGCGGCGGCGAAGGUUAUGGCAGAGGCGAAGCAAGGGGCCGACGACGAGUAGAUCACAGGUGCAAUGCUCAGUGGAUAAGA